This is a messenger RNA of Choloepus didactylus (southern two-toed sloth), 6432 nucleotides long. RefSeq names its product adenylate cyclase 5 (gene ADCY5). NCBI's taxonomy places the organism in Eukaryota, Metazoa, Chordata, Mammalia, Pilosa, Megalonychidae. Gene Ontology annotation, cellular component: plasma membrane. The coding region runs from base 482 to 4258 and encodes 1258 amino acids. The transcript is spliced from 21 exons. The record is from RefSeq and is a predicted model, not a curated record. Gene Ontology annotation, molecular function: adenylate cyclase activity. Gene Ontology annotation, biological process: adenylate cyclase-inhibiting G protein-coupled receptor signaling pathway; cAMP biosynthetic process; intracellular signal transduction.
GCUUCGCCCCGUGAGCCGCUGGGUUCCGCUUAGGCAGAAUCUAUGAGCGCCGCGCCCGGGCACUGCCAGACCCGGUGAGGCGCCGCCCGCAAGGACACCUCGCCGUCCCGCCUCGUCCGCAACUCUGGCCCUUGUCUAGCUCGACGCGAGCCAGGAAUCCAGACGUCCCUCUGCGUGCGGCGCAGCAGUCACCGCUGCCCCAGCUUGGAGCCAACUCCAUCUCUGACCUGGGACUCCUGACGCGGCUACUCAGCUACUUCUCACCUCCAGGCAGUGCCUGCCUCCCUGCUCGCCCUCCCGCUGCCCUACUCCUCUGCUCAGGACGGGGGUGCCACGAUGCCCCGCUGCUGCGCAGGGUCCCGGGCCGCCCCCGACGUGUGACCCCAGCCUGGUCCCCCUACUCGGCCGUCCUCCCUCCCCUUGGAGACCCCCGGCCCGGCCCCUGGGGGAGGAGGAAGAAGACGACGAGGCCGAGGAGGGGAUGUCCCGCUCUAAAAGCGUGAGCCCCCCGGGCUACGCGGCGCAGAGAGCGGCGGCGCCAGCGCCCCGGGGAGGCCCCGAACACCGCUCCGCGUGGGGAGAAGCCGAUUCCCGUGCCAAUGGCUAUCCCCAUCCCCCCGGGGGCUCGGCCCGCAGCUCCACCAAGAAACCCGGAGGGGCCGUCACCCCGCAGCAACAGCGCUUGGCCAGCCGCUGGCGAGACGACGACGAUCCUCCGUUGAGCGGCGACGACCCCCUGACCCGAGGCUUGGGCUUAGGCUUCAGCUUCCGCUCCAAGUCCGCCUGGCAGGAGCGCGGCGGCGACGAUUGCGGUCGCGGCAGCCGCCGGCAGCGGCGCGGCGCGGCAGGCGGGGGCAGCACCCGGGCGCCCCCUGCGGGCGGCGGCGGCGGUUCGGCAGCUGCGGCGGCCGCCGCGGGCGGGACGGAGGUACGCCCCCGCUCGGUAGAGCUGGGCCUGGAGGAACGGCUGGGCAAGGGUCGCGCGACUGAUGAGCUGGAGGCCGGCGCCGUCGGGGGUGGCGAGGGGUCCGGGGAUGGCGGCAGCUCGGCGGGCUCGGGCGCUGGGCCUGGUGCGGCGCUGUCGUUGGGUGCCUGCUGCCUGGCGCUGCUGCAGAUAUUCCGCUCUAAGAAGUUCCCGUCGGACAAGCUGGAGCGGCUGUACCAGCGCUACUUCUUCCGCCUGAACCAGAGCAGCCUCACCAUGCUCAUGGCAGUGCUGGUGCUAGUGUGUCUGGUCAUGCUGGCCUUCCAUGCGGCUCGGCCCCCGCUCCAGCUGCCCUACCUGGUAGUGCUGGCGGCGGCUGUGGGCGUGAUCCUCGUCAUGGCCGUCCUCUGCAACCGUGCCGCCUUCCACCAGGACCACAUGGGCCUGGCCUGCUACGCGCUCAUCGCGGUCGUGCUGGCCGUCCAGGUGGUGGGACUGCUGCUGCCCCAGCCGCGCAGUGCCUCGGAGGGCAUCUGGUGGACCGUGUUCUUCAUCUACACCAUCUACACGCUGCUACCGGUGCGCAUGCGGGCGGCUGUGCUCAGCGGGGUGCUCCUGUCUGCCCUCCACCUGGCUAUCUCCCUGCACACCAACGCUCAGGACCAGUUCCUGCUCAAGCAGCUUGUCUCCAACGUCCUUAUUUUCUCCUGCACCAACAUCGUGGGCGUCUGCACCCACUACCCAGCUGAGGUCUCCCAGAGACAGGCCUUCCAGGAGACCCGGGAGUGCAUCCAGGCGCGGCUCCACUCGCAGCGGGAGAACCAGCAGCAGGAGCGGCUCUUGCUGUCUGUCCUUCCUCGUCAUGUUGCCAUGGAGAUGAAAGCAGACAUCAACGCCAAGCAGGAGGAUAUGAUGUUCCAUAAGAUUUACAUCCAGAAACAUGACAAUGUGAGCAUCCUGUUUGCUGACAUCGAGGGCUUCACCAGCCUGGCGUCCCAGUGCACCGCGCAGGAGCUGGUCAUGACCCUCAACGAGCUCUUCGCCCGCUUUGACAAGCUGGCUGCGGAGAAUCACUGUUUACGUAUUAAGAUCCUGGGGGAUUGUUAUUACUGCGUCUCCGGGCUGCCGGAAGCGAGGGCCGACCACGCCCACUGCUGCGUGGAGAUGGGCAUGGACAUGAUCGAGGCCAUCUCGUUGGUCCGGGAGGUGACGGGGGUGAACGUGAACAUGCGCGUGGGAAUUCACAGCGGGCGAGUACACUGCGGUGUCCUUGGUCUCAGGAAGUGGCAGUUCGACGUCUGGUCUAACGACGUCACGCUGGCCAACCACAUGGAGGCUGGAGGCAAGGCGGGACGCAUCCAUAUCACCAAGGCCACCCUCAACUACCUGAACGGGGAUUACGAGGUGGAGCCGGGCUGCGGGGGCGAGCGCAACGCCUACCUCAAGGAGCACAGCAUCGAGACCUUCCUCAUCCUGCGCUGCACCCAGAAGCGGAAAGAAGAAAAGGCCAUGAUCGCCAAGAUGAAUCGCCAGAGAACCAACUCCAUUGGGCACAACCCGCCACACUGGGGGGCUGAGCGCCCCUUUUACAACCACCUGGGCGGCAACCAGGUCUCCAAGGAGAUGAAGAGGAUGGGCUUUGAAGACCCCAAGGACAAGAACGCCCAGGAGAGCGCAAACCCCGAGGAUGAAGUGGAUGAGUUUCUGGGCCGGGCCAUCGACGCCAGGAGCAUCGACAGGCUGCGGUCUGAGCAUGUCCGCAAGUUCCUCUUGACCUUCAGGGAGCCUGACUUAGAGAAGAAGUACUCCAAGCAGGUGGAUGACCGAUUUGGUGCCUAUGUGGCGUGUGCCUCACUCGUCUUCCUCUUCAUCUGCUUUGUCCAGAUCACCAUCAUGCCCCACUCCGUGUUCAUGCUGAGUUUCUACCUGACCUGUUUCCUGCUGCUGACCACGGUGGUGUUCGUGUCUGUGAUCUACUCCUGCGUGAAGCUCUUCCCAGCCCCGCUGCAGACCCUCUCCAGGAAGAUUGUACGGUCCAAGAUGAACAGCACCCUGGUUGGGGUGUUCACCAUCACCCUAGUGUUCCUGUCGGCUUUUGUCAACAUGUUCAUGUGCAACUCCAAGGACCUGUUUAGCUGCCUGGCAGACGAGCACAACAUCAGCGUGAGCCAGGUCAACGCGUGCCAUGUGGUGGAGUCGGCUUUCAACUACAGCCUGGGCCAGGAGCAGGGCUUCUGCAGGAACCCCUGGCCCAACUGCAACUUCCCCGAGUACUUUACCUACAGCGUGCUGCUCAGCCUGCUGGCCUGCUCCGUGUUCCUGCAGAUCAGCUGCAUUGGGAAGCUGGUGCUCAUGCUGGCCAUCGAGCUCAUCUAUGUGCUCGUCGUCGAGGUGCCCGGCGUCCCGCUCUUCGACAAUGCCGACCUGCUGGUCACCGCCAACGCCAUAGCUUUCAACAACAAUGGGACCUCCCAGUGCCCUGAGCACGCGACCAAAGUGGCGCUGAAGGUGGUGACGCCCAUCAUCAUCUCGGUCUUUGUGCUGGCGCUGUACCUGCACGCCCAGCAGGUGGAGUCCACCGCCCGCCUUGACUUCCUCUGGAAACUGCAGGCCACAGAGGAGAAGGAGGAGAUGGAGGAGCUGCAGGCCUACAACCGGCGGCUGCUGCACAACAUCCUGCCCAAGGACGUGGCCGCCCACUUCCUGGCCCGCGAGCGGCGCAACGACGAGCUCUACUACCAGUCCUGCGAGUGUGUGGCCGUCAUGUUUGCCUCCAUUGCCAACUUCUCUGAGUUCUAUGUGGAGCUGGAGGCCAACAACGAGGGUGUCGAGUGCCUGCGGCUGCUCAACGAGAUCAUAGCUGACUUCGACGAGAUCAUCAGUGAGGAGCGGUUUCGGCAGCUGGAGAAGAUCAAGACCAUCGGCAGCACCUACAUGGCUGCCUCGGGCCUCAACGACUCCACCUAUGACAAGGUGGGCAAGACCCACAUCAAGGCCCUGGCUGACUUUGCCAUGAAGCUGAUGGACCAGAUGAAGUACAUUAAUGAGCACUCCUUCAACAACUUCCAGAUGAAGAUCGGGCUCAAUAUCGGCCCUGUGGUGGCCGGGGUGAUUGGGGCUCGCAAGCCCCAGUACGACAUCUGGGGCAACACGGUGAAUGUGGCCAGCCGCAUGGACAGCACCGGCGUGCCCGACCGCAUCCAGGUCACCACAGACAUGUACCAGGUGCUGGCCGCCAACACAUACCAGCUGGAGUGCCGGGGUGUGGUCAAGGUCAAGGGCAAAGGCGAGAUGAUGACCUACUUCCUCAAUGGGGGGCCACCGCUCAGUUAGCAGCUGCCGGUCGAAGAUGCCAGGCAGCCUGGCCUCCAAGCAACAGAAAUGGCCUCUUUGUGUGCCGGGUGGGCAGGUGGGAAGCUUGUGCUCCAGCCCACGUGACCGUGCCAGUGAGAGUUUCCACUUUGACUCCAGAAGCAGAUUCUGCCUUGCCUGGUGGGCAGUGGCCUCCAUCACAGGCCCUGGGGUGCCGGCGUCCUGCAAGCACCAAGCUGACCAAAGAUGUCUCCCCCUGUAGAAGACAGACACUCGAUCUGAAGCUCGAGUUUUCUAAUGGGUGCUGCUGCACGGGUGGAGAGGAGCUGCUGGGGUGUUUAUCAGCGUGUUGCAGCCCAGCAAAUGAUGGCAGGACCUUAGGUGGGUGGGUGUUACUCUGGUCUGGGGGUUCUAGGGGCCCCAAGGGUUCUGCUUUUCUGGGUGAACCUUUAAAAUUCAGACAGAGGCCGCGACCCAUGCUCCAUGGAGGGGGCUCUCUAGCAGCAGUGCUGUCUCUGGGACUGUAGCCGUCGUCACCACCCCCCUCCCAGACCUUCACACACAGUGUCCCUUUGAGAGAAGCAGAACUAAUUGCAAGGGGGAGGCAAGAGGACUCCCAGCAAGGAGUGGUGGUUCUGAGAAAAAGAAUAUUUAUUAAAUAAAACAAAAAAAGUUUUCUGUGCCCUUCUUUAGACUAUGCUAGUUGUAUGCGUGUAAAGAGACACACAGCAAAUGAAGAACAAACACGUCAGCAGGAUUCCAUGGGGAGGAGAGGGUGCGGAUACCCACUUGUCUUUUUUGUAUUUUUUAUUUUGUAUUAUUGAAAACCUUGGAGAUCUAACAUAUACCAAAUUCUAUAUUUUGUAAAUUCUCUAUAUUAGAAAACAGCUGUGCACAGCAGGGCGUUUGUGCUCAUUUGUCCUGUACAUAUGUAUGUCGGUACAGGUGUGUGUGUGUUUAUGUGUUUAUGCUGUGGAGUUGCUCUCAGGCAGGAUGCCUGUUUCCCUCACUUCAGAUUUGGCAGUUUUUGGUUCUCCCUGAUACAGCCAGAGCAGUGGGUGUGCCCUUUCAGGGUCCCAUAAGAAGUGCAUAAACAUAUUAUCCCCUUUCUCUUUCACUCACAUACCACUAACCCUAAGCAAAAUGCAAUUGGAAUGAUAAGAAGAAAACAAAAAGCUCUUCCCCAUCCCAGGCCAAGUUCGAGGCACAGGAAGUAGCCCUAACCUGGCCUCCAGAGGCAGCUCCUGCUCUCUGGGGCCCUCUGCUGGGCAUGCGGGGGUCUAAGGAGGCCUGGCCCUGCCCGGCUUUCUCGGUUGGCUCUCUCGGGAAAUGAUCCCUCAGCACUGGAUGCAAUGUGCAGCCCUCAGGUUCAAGGAAGGGGCAGUGGCCUUGCCCUCCACCUGCAGUCCAGGACAGAGGAACAAGUGGAGCCCAGCUGAGAAGUCCGUGCAGCCAAGCUAAUAGAAAUUUUGUUUGGUUCAGUUUUUGUUUUGGGGUAAGGGGCAGUUAAAUAUAUCAUGCAGAAGAAUUCUUUUUUAUGGCCUAUGAGGGAGGUGAUUUACUAACAGGUAUAUUCAGACAAAAUCCUUAAGGCUUGCACCCAGAUCUUUUCAUUGCUUCUCAGGGCAGAAUUAUUGUCACCUCCAAAAAGAGCUUAAAGGAGGUGAGGUGGCAGCUAUCUGCCAGCUGCUGAAACAUCACUUUGAUGCCCAACUGGACACUAGCUCCUGCCCCCCCUCUCCACACCCCAACUCCUACCCCGAUCUGAAUGCAGCCCCGAAAAGAAAGCAUAGGAACCUAAAACUGCCAAGCCUGAGUGAGUCCCGUGCUUUUGCUGCACUCAGUUCCGCGUUGCUCCUCUUGCAGUCUUUGCAAGGGGCUGGCUUUCCCCCACUGUGUUGUUCUCAAGCCCCCUGCCCCUCCACCUUGAUGUCAGUGGUGUUGCGUUUCUGUUUUGCUUCCAACUUGAGUGAAGUGUGUACCGAGUUCACCCCCAUGCCUGCCUCCCCAGCCUCGUGGGGCCGGCCCUCCCCUUCCCAGCAGUGUCUGUUGACGUGCAGUGCUAGCUCUUCAUUCCCUCCAAGGGGUGUGCACUCUUUUUAUUCCUGCUCUUGCAAACACGGAUACGAUUAUGAUUUCCCAUGGAAAUUGAAGUCUAUUUAAAUAAUUUAACUAUUAAACACUUUCACUGGUAA